Metarhizium robertsii ARSEF 23 is the source of this 2352-nucleotide messenger RNA. Its product is annotated as RING-13 protein. The record is from RefSeq and is a predicted model, not a curated record. The coding region runs from base 1 to 2352 and encodes 783 amino acids. Lineage: Eukaryota; Fungi; Ascomycota; Sordariomycetes; Hypocreales; Clavicipitaceae. Gene Ontology annotation, molecular function: ATP-dependent chromatin remodeler activity; ATP binding. Gene Ontology annotation, cellular component: cytoplasm. The transcript has 4 exons.
AUGUUUGAUUUCACAAAUGGGCUUGAUACAUUUGGCAAUCCACUGCCUAGUCGUCUGGCGAAUGUACUCUCAGAUGAUACUCAUGAGUCGCCUGUGACGGGAAAGGAGCUGGAUGACUUAUUGGCGAAUAUUCGUCCUGAUGUAGAUAUUCCAGAGCAUAAUCGUGGUGUUGGUCCGCCUGGGCUUAAGUACCCCCUCUACCGCCACCAAGAAGUUGCUCUUGCCUGGAUGAAACAAAUGGAAGAAGGCACUAAUAAGGGUGGUAUCUUGGCCGACGACAUGGGACUAGGCAAGACAAUUUCCACCCUGUCGCUCAUGCUUUCCAACCAGUCCAAAUCUCGUCCAAAGACAAACUUAAUCAUUGGCCCUCUUUCGCUGAUUCGACAAUGGGAAGAGGAAUUGUACAAGAAGACCAAGCUUGCGCAUAAAUUUUCGGUGUUUGUGUAUCACAGCAAAAAAACGACCACCUAUGAGCUCCUGAAGCACGACGUUGUGCUCACCACCUAUGGCACUUUGGCACAGGAACUCAAGCGCCGUGAGAAGUUCAUUCAGGAAAACAAAGAUAGGAACAUCGACUGGAAUGAUAAAUCUUGUAUGGCUAAGUUUCCGCUGCUACAUCCAGAGAAAGCUGUCUUCCACCGCAUCAUAUUGGACGAAGCGCAAUGCAUCAAAAAUAGGAAUACCCAAACGGCAAAAGCUUGUCACAGCUUAAGAGCGACCUAUAGGUGGUGUUUGACUGGCACCCCAAUGAUGAACGGCAUUCUCGAGCUCUAUUCCCUCCUAAAAUUCCUGCGUAUUAGGCCGUAUAAUGCCUGGGAGGACUUCCGUCAGACUUUUGGCACAUUAUUCGGCCAGUACGGCGACCCUAGGAGCAUUGCCAUGAACAAGCUUCGAGCACUACUCAAAGCAAUAAUGCUACGCCGAAAGAAGGACUCCAAGUUAGAUGGCAAGCCCAUCUUGCAACUUCCUCCGAAGAGGGAACAUAUCGUAUACGCCGAGCUAUCCGUGGACGAGCGCGACUUUUACAAACAACUUGAGGAGAAGGCCCAAGUGGUUUUCAGCAAGUAUCUUCGAGAGGGGAGUGUGGGGAAGAAUUAUUCCAACAUUCUCGUGUUGCUUCUUCGACUUCGGCAAGCAUGCUGUCAUCCUCACCUCAAUUUGGACGUCGACGACACAGCCAAACCCAUCGCGGAUGAGGAGGUGGAGAAACUAGUCAAGAAACUGGAUGCAACUAUUGUAGAGAGAAUCAAGGGUGUUGAAGCGUUUGAAUGCCCCAUAUGCUAUGAUGCAGUACAGUCGCCAUCAUUCUUCGUACCCUGUGGUCAUGAUAGUUGCCAGGAUUGUCUAUCUCGCAUCGUAGACAGUGCCAUCGCGCAAAAUCUCCACGAAGGCAACGAGAGUGACAAGGCUAAAUGCCCUGUGUGUCGAGGUGUUUUCGAGCCAAGAAAAUGUUUCACUUAUGAUUUGUUCAAGAAAGUCCACAUGCCGGACACUCUGGAAUCGUCGACGAAAAUCGAACCAGAGUACGAUGUCUCUAGCGAGGACGAAGAAGACGGCUCAGAAGGCGGGUAUCCUUCAGAUGAAAUUGACAGCAAAGGGAAUCUUAAAGGAUUUAUUGUCUAUGACGACGAUGAGCUUGCCGACAUCGACGAGCUAACAAAGGAGACUAAGAAGACUAAGGAUAAAGGCAAAGAGAAGGGAAAAGGCAAAGAGAAGAAGCCAGACGUGAAGCCAUCCAUGCUCAAGAGCCUUCGUCUAGAGGCAGCCAAGAACCACAAAGCAUAUAAGCGAUAUAUGACGUACCUACGCAAGACAUGGAUGCCAGCAGCCAAAGUCACCGAAUGCAUGAAGCUGCUCAGAGAAAUCCGAGAAACCGGCGAAAAGACCAUCAUCUUUUCCCAGUGGACGCUGCUCCUAGAUCUCCUGGAAGUGGCCAUGUGGCAUGAGCAAUUCCCAGAAAAGCCCAUUCGGUACGACGGCAGCAUGACCGGGGAAGAACGCAGUAAAGCAGCCAAAGCAUUCAGAGACCUGCCCGAGUGCAAUGUCAUGCUCGUGUCCCUCCGCGCCGGCAAUGCAGGCCUGAACCUCACGGCCGCGAGUCGCGUCAUUAUCAUGGAUCCCUUCUGGAACCCGUACAUUGAAAUGCAAGCCAUUGACCGGACCUACCGCAUAGGGCAGCCGAAGGAAGUAGAGGUGUAUCGAAUCCUGACGCAGGAGACAGUAGAAGACCGCAUCGUGGCACUCCAGAACAAGAAGAAGGAGAUUGUGGAGGCGGCGCUCGACGAGACGGAGAGCAUGAAGAUUGGUCGUUUGGGCGUUAGUGAGCUUAAAUUCUUGUUUAAUGCGCGCUGA